Messenger RNA from Trichobilharzia szidati, 717 nucleotides. NCBI's taxonomy places the organism in Eukaryota, Metazoa, Platyhelminthes, Trematoda, Strigeidida, Schistosomatidae. The record is from the annotation of a GenBank genome assembly.
GGAAAUAUGUUGGGCAUUGAAUGUUGAGUGGUUUAUUGGUUUCAGUCGCUACUCGGGACUAGGAUGUCCACAAAUACUCCGUCUAGCGACUUAUUUUCAACUUUUUACGAGGAGGUGAAGGCUAUUGAAAAAAGAGAUUCUGUCUUAACACCUAAACAACAAAUAGACAGACUCAAUCGACCUGGUUCAACUUACUUCAAUCUAAAUCCAUAUGAUGUAGGCUCAAUUUAACCCUUUUCGUCCAAACGUCUUCUUAGGUGUUACAAGUUGAUCCUGAUACCCCAAUGGCUGACAUCAAAAAGAAGUACAGACAGUUGUCACUGCUAGUUCACCCUGACAAAAAUCCUGACGAUACUGAACGGUCUCAGAAAGCUUUUGAAGCUGUAAACAAAGCGUAUAAAGCUUUAGAUGAUCCGGAAACCUGUCGCAAGUGCAAAGAAGUGGUUGAAGAAGCUAAAGAACUAGUUGAACAGAUGAUGAUUGAAAAAAGAAAACGCCUGAAAAAAUCAGGUGGUCCUACCACAAUCGACGAGGAUGAUCCAGACAAGCAUCGACACGCCAUUUAUGUACAAACAUGCAAGUUGUUUGCAGACCUCGAAAGAUUGAGAGUAGAAGAAGAAUUAAAACAGUCAUCUGAUAGAAAGCGUAAGGCUGAACAAGAAGCCGAAGAGAAGAAACUCGUGGAAUAUGAUAAGAUAUGGAGGAAGAACUAUGAAG